Fomitopsis serialis is the source of this 1014-nucleotide messenger RNA. RefSeq names its product ribosomal protein L23/L15e core domain-containing protein. The record is from RefSeq and is a predicted model, not a curated record. Gene Ontology annotation, cellular component: cytosolic large ribosomal subunit; ribosome. The coding region runs from base 215 to 688 and encodes 157 amino acids. Gene Ontology annotation, molecular function: rRNA binding; structural constituent of ribosome. NCBI's taxonomy places the organism in Eukaryota, Fungi, Basidiomycota, Agaricomycetes, Polyporales, Fomitopsidaceae. Gene Ontology annotation, biological process: ribosomal large subunit assembly; translation. The transcript is spliced from 6 exons.
CCCCGGCUACGCCGCGCAAAAUCUCCCAUUCCUCGCCAAUCCACACAACACAGGGCGGCAUUCGUCAAGGACGGAUGGAAACUGUUCCUUGGGACGGUUGUGCACCGCCGUUUGUCUGCAAUCCUCCAGCGUACUACACCCGCACGACCACCGUCCAUGCCCAAACUGCUGUAUUCCUGCGUAUUGACAUUUUUCUGCGUUAGACUAGGUAGCAAUGGCCCCCACGAAGAGCACCAAGGGUAAGCAGACCGCGAAGGCGUCCUCGAAGGAUGCCAAAGCCAAGGCAGCGAAGAAGGCGGCGCUGCACGGUACGCACGCACAUGCCCCGCGCAAAGUGCGCCACUCCGUCUCGUUCCACCGCCCGAAGACCCUCCGUCUCCCCCGCGACCCCAAGUACCCGCGCAAGUCGAUUCCCCAUGUGCCGCGGAUGGACCAAUUCAGGACGAUUGUCUCGCCGCUGAACACGGAGAGUGCGAUGAAGCAGAUUGAGGAGCACAACACGCUUGUGUUCAUUGUUGACCUCCGGUCAAACAAGCGUCAAAUCAAGGACGCGGUGAAGAAGCUGUACGACGUGCAGGCCGCAAAAAUCAACACCCUCAUCCGGCCUGAUGGCAAGAAAAAGGCGUACGUCCGCCUGACGGCGGACCACGAUGCCUUGGAUGUUGCCAACAAGAUUGGCUUCAUUUAAAUCCCACCAUGGCGUCCUGCCUCCUCUCCUGUCGGGCUGUGUGCGCCGCUGCUUUGCUGCCUGUCCGCGUCUUCCUCGCAUCGAACCGGUGUUAUCAUGUCGUGUAUGCAUACCUCCAUGCCUACGUACGAAACCAGCUAUGCUAUACUUACCAUGAGAAAGUGAAAUCUUCUGGGUGUGUAUGAGAUCAUCGGCUUCGGCUUUGUGGCGAAAUGGAAGCGUUCGAGGCCUGCUGGCCGGUGAAAGCGCGGCUGGGAAUCGGCAGCGAACGACCUCGUGGAUACUACUUAGAUCGCCCUGUCCACACGCGUACGAGAGCGGUUGCC